Messenger RNA from Pelagomonas calceolata, 3273 nucleotides. The record is from the annotation of a GenBank genome assembly. Lineage: Eukaryota; Pelagophyceae; Pelagomonadales; Pelagomonadaceae.
CCCGCGCUCCGCCGCGGCGUUCAGGCUGUUCCUGGCGCCAGACGCGCAUCGUACCAUCAUACUCCUGCUGCCUCAUCACUACAACACAACACGCCCGACGGGGCAGCCCCGGCAUGCCGACGACGCGGCCGCGAUGGUCCAUUGAAGGCACUCAGUGGCCCGCGCCGCAAAAUACAGUGAGAGAGCCGCGCGAGCUCCUCUCGAAUGACGAGCGAGAAGCGAUGCGCAAGACCAUUGAAGAUGCCGACCGCGCGGCCGAAUCUGCACUGAGCACGACGCAGCGCCUGCACCAGCGCUUGCAGGGCCUCGAGGACCAGGGCUUCGUGCCAGCGGCUCCGGAAUACCGCAGUUCCGAGCGGAACCAGGCGGAGGUGGCUAUUUUGUCGCGAGGGGAUCGGCUCUCGGCGGCCCAAUUGCGGAACGAGACGCAGAAAGUACUGGAUGUGUGGUCUGCUGAUGAUGCGGAGCACUGGCGCGUCACGCACGUCUACGGGAAAGGUCGGGCAUCUCGAUUACGACGGAAGAAGGCUGGCGAACGGCAGGAGCUCGCCGAGACGCGACGACUGGAAAGACCGGACGAAGAGGGCUCGUUCUCUACGAAAAAGUCGAGGGCGUCGCGCGGGUCUCGAGAUUCGAGGAGCGGUCUGACCACAAGGCAGACGGGAACGACGUCGGUGACGAGCGGCCCGCGCAUCGCUUCCGCGGCGGAAUUGGGCGUCGAACGACCGCCCGAGCUCCGAGCUCUGAGGCCGGCCUUCUACCGGCGCACUCUAGGUGGCGAUUUAACACUGACGGAGGAGGGCGACGAGGCCUCGACCGCGCCGCCCUCUCCGAUAAAACCCGAGGUCUCGACGAUAACAGAAGGUAAAGAGACUGAAACAAGGGCCUCCUUGUCCUCAUUUCAGUCGGAGGCGUCCUCCACAACCUCGAAGUGGAAGUCGAGGUUCCGCAUGGCGGCGAAGAAGGCCGCUGCCUUAGAAAGUGUGGAUAGCGACGCGCCUCCUCCAAUCAACACUUUAGCGCUGGCCGUGGCCGCCGCUCGCAAGGCAGCUUUAAAACCCCAAAGAAGGGACCUGCAGUUAUUAAGAGACGCCUCGAACAUCUUAAGGCGCUUCCAGACGUCGUCGGUCAUCGACAUCGAGCACGCAUUGCUCGACGCUGCGAGAAGUGUCGACGAAAAAAGAGCGGGCACGGACGAGGCCCUGGACAAAGCCGAUGACUUGCAGGACUCUUGUGCUGCGGUGCGGGACGCCCUCUUGUUAAAUGAGGAGCCGCCGGCGCGCCUGCCCGCCGAGGACGUGAAUGAUGCUCUGGGCAUGGCGACUCGAUUAUCCUCGAACUUCGGGCCUUUAUGUGAUGCGGUUUUACAGCAUAUCAGUGAGACGCAACAAACCAUGAUGGAGGGGGAGGAGACCGCUUCAACCAUACAAACGGGCGAAGCAUGGUCCAAGAAAGCGGCGGCCGUGUCAGACGCGACCAAUGAGUUGCUGGACGCGUGUACGAGCUUCGCCAAGUACAUGCGCGACGCCGAGCUGAACGCGCCGUUCCAGGCGUCCGCGGCGGUCAUCAUGUUAGCGGUAAGAUGGCGCCGGCGCGCGCGGCGCCGCGCCGCCGCGCGGCGCGCGGCGGCGCCCGCGCCCGCGCCCGCGCCCGCGCCCGCGGAGGAGGCGCGGGCGCCGCCGCCGCGGCGCCGGCGCAAAAAGAACCGCGCCUACGCCGACGCGGCGGCGCGCUGGCGUGGUAGUAUAGCGGACAUCGCCGACCAGCGCCGCGACGAGGCCGAGGAACUGCGGCGCACGGCGCUGCUGGCGGCGCAGCAGGACGACGCCGAAUUGGCGGCUUUGAUGGAGGAGGAUCAAGACGAGGAGGCUCCUGCACCUGCUCCUGCUGCUCCGGCGCCUCUGAAACGAGAAAGGAGCACCCGCAGUACUACGACGCCGCGCUACGUCAAGAAGGAAAUGAGCGAAAAAGAAUUGUCUUUGAAGGACCACAUCGGCGGCGUGGCUGCUAGGCGGAUUGAUGCGCUUUAUGAUCGCCUCGGAGACGUCACGGCCAAGCUCCCCGUCGUACUAGAUGAUAUGACAGAAGACGCGACCGUAGUAUCAUCCUCCACGACGGCAACAACAAAAGUGAAGAACCAGCCGAAACGAGUACGGUUAAGUGUCCUGGAGGACCUCGCGGCGGUCGCGGGGAUUAAUGUCCCUGGACAAUUACGACUGGAGGAACUUUCAGUGAGGUGCCACGAGCACCGUGCCAGUGAGGAAUCAGUGAGACACGGCAACCAAAAGAAGAAGCUCGAGGACAUCCAGCAUCUCGGCGGGACUUGUGUCCCGCGGCAGAUCUGGACGAGCCACGUCCUGGAAUUGGCGGAGGACGCCUAUGCGAUGGAUUCACUAUUAGACGCCCUGGAGAAGGCGGCGACCAUGGGCUCAAAACGACGGCGGCGGCGCCUCGGUUUAUCAUCGAACAAGGGCGAGUCGAAGAUUCUGCUGGAGCAGCGGCGCUACUGGGGCCGCCACGCUAGUGAAGGGCCUUCGUCGCCGGGUCGAUUAAAGCGGCGCGCCGCGGCGCGGACCGCGAAGCUGCUCUCAGGUGUUGAUUUAUCCCUCGCCGACCGAAAUCUCGUCGCCGCCGCGGCGUCACACGUGGAGGAGGAGGACGACUUCUGGGAGCCGGAGCCCAUGCCAGCGCUCUUGCGGGACAAGUACAUCAAGCGCCCCCACCCGUUUGAGGGGUGAUUGGGUAAUUUGUGGUUAGUGUUGCUUUGCCUUGCUAGGCCGCCUAGCCGGGGCGAACGCGGGGUUUACAAUACUCGGCGAAACCCCAUUUUGAUCCCGCCGUAUGCGUAUGUAGAUAGGCCUACGUUCACGCGCGCAGACGAUAGCCGGGUGCCAAAACCCGAAUUAAGUACCCCACGCCUUGUAUAAAAGUAUGUAUAAGUAUACUACCUAUAGGCUGAAUUUGAACUACCUCGGCGAGCACGUCGACGCGGAUGCUUUGGCGGUCCUUCGCGGAUUACUUAAAUUAGAGUCGCUUGAGAUCCACGGUACUGGGAGAGAGAACCGCGGCUUCCAGAGAUUUUAUCACCUCGCCGGCCACCCGACGCUGCGCAAGUUAGACCUGGGAUACGCGCUCUUAACCGACGCGGACCUCACGUUUCUACCGUCUUUGCCCGAGCUGACAUACCUCGGUAUUCACUCUAACCUACCCAAGAGCAUGAUCGAGGACGUUACCAAGCGCUGCCCGAAGCUCAUCAAUCUCCCGCGCUACUAA